AUCCAUCUCCAAAGGAGAAAGUCACGUGUGUAUUGAUAAGAUCCAACGGCCCCUAUUUAUUCGUCACUUCAACAAAACUUCACCUUCUCUUCACCUGACGGCCUCACUAUCAUCAGAUCUCUCUUUCGGUCUCUCCAAAAUCCCCAAUUUCUCUUCCGCUAGAUUUUGCUAAAAUGGCCGAAAAAUCAGGAUUGAGAAAGCCUGUAUUCACCAAGGUUGAGCAACUCCGUCCUGGAACUAGUGGGCAUACUCUUAAUGUGAAAGUUGUUAGUACGAAGAUGGUUUUACAGAAGGGCCGUGCUGAUGGUCCUCAAGUGCGUCAAAUGCGUAUUGCUGAAUGUUUGGUUGGAGAUGAGACCGGAAUGAUCAUCUUUACUGCUAGGAAUGAUCAAGUGGACUUGAUGAAAGAGGGAAGUACAGUAACACUGCGCAACGCGAAGAUUGACAUGUUUAAAGGAUCAAUGAGACUCGCUGUGGACAAGUGGGGCCGUGUUGAAGUGGCUGACCCUGCCAGUUUUACUGUGAAAGAAGAGAACAACCUAUCGUUGAUUGAAUACGAGCUUGUGAAUGUUGUUGAAGAGUGAAUUCUUGUUGCACUAUUGCCACCUUACUAGAUGGUGAGCUGAGAAUAAAACAACUCCAGAAAAGCAAAUUAUCGUUACAGGACAUGUUUUGUCCGCAAUGCCUGUGAAAGUUCACUUUUAGAAAGAGAAAUCCGCAAGCUACUACUGCACAAGUUGCUUUUACCUGUGGCAGAUCCAGCAGAACCCUUUGAUUGGACUUCCAACCGAUGGCGACGGCUGUAAAAUUAACGAGUUGAAGCAGCUGGCUUUCCAAACUCUGUUUGGUUUGGUUUGCUUGCAGCCUAUCUAUUUAUGGACUGUAAUUGAACUUGCGCUAUGUGAUCAUAUAUGUUUAAAGUAUAUGUUGUUAUACUAAGUUAUUAAGGUUCUUGCAUGCUUAAUUAAAAGUUUUUAUCAUUAGCCCA
Molecule: messenger RNA, 988 nt
Organism: Mercurialis annua (annual mercury)
Lineage: Eukaryota; Viridiplantae; Streptophyta; Magnoliopsida; Malpighiales; Euphorbiaceae
Exons: 3
Coding region: 174-584 (136 amino acids)
Source: RefSeq, a predicted model, not a curated record